AAAAAAUUGUGCUGUUCUUGAAGCCAUUAGCCAUGGCCACCACCUACCUCGAGGGCGACAAAUAUCCAUCAGCCGCCUGUGUCAUCCCCUCAAUUUUGUCACUACAAGAACACUUCACAACAACUAAAGAAAAGGAACUGAUGUUGAAAAGCUUAUGUGAUCUUGGUCUUUUUGAAAUGAAAAAGAAAUUUGAACAUUUUAUGGAUGUAACUCAUCCUCAAUUUGAUCAGACGUACUUGAUGUGCUGUAUACUACACCCGAGUAAAACUUUAGAAGUAAAUGGCGAAUUAUUUGAGGAAGGAAAACGAAGAAUGUACGAUUUUCUAAAACAAGAAGUAAUCGAAGGACUUUGUUUGUUGACUAUUUCCAAUUCAGAGGAGGAAGAAGCUCAAGCUCCUAAUCCUAAUAAUCAACCUCAAUCAGCCAAAGAGCAUACGCAGCUCUUCAAACGAAGGAGACUUGUUGACACUCCAUGCCCAGCCAUGCGUUGCAAUACAAGUUUCGUAGAGUUAAAAAGGGAGAUUAAGGAUUACUUGGAUAUAUUGGACAAGGGAGGGUUCGAUCCGGAAAUUGACCCAUUUUUUUUCUGGAAAGAAAAGUCAGGGAGGUUUUCCAAUCUGUCUGGAAUAGGAUUGCAAUAUCUGGCCAUGCCAGCAACGUCUGCAUCCGCAGAGCGACUUUUUUCUUUCAGUGGGCUUUCUUGCAAAGGCAAAAAAACAAACGUGUCAUCAGUUUUACUAGAAUCUCAAACGCUUUGCAGAUUCAAUAAUAAAUUUGACAUGAACCCUUAA
This is a messenger RNA of Daphnia magna, 791 nucleotides long. RefSeq lists its product as uncharacterized. Gene Ontology annotation, molecular function: protein dimerization activity. The transcript is spliced from 2 exons. The coding region runs from base 33 to 791 and encodes 252 amino acids. The record is from RefSeq and is a predicted model, not a curated record. NCBI's taxonomy places the organism in Eukaryota, Metazoa, Arthropoda, Branchiopoda, Diplostraca, Daphniidae.